AUGAAUAAGAACUCCGUGAAUAAGUUCAGAUCAUUUAUUAUUGUAAUUCAUCAAAAAUAUGGAUGUUUACUUUUAAAAUCAUCUAAAAAAAGUGAACAUGAUAUUUUUCAAUUACCAGGAGGUAGACUAGAUGAAAAAGAUUUGAUAAUCAAUCAACUGGAAAUGAACAAUGAUGAUUAUAAUAUUAAAACACAUAUUUUACCUAAAGAAGAUUCUUUUAAAGUAGCAGCAGCUAGAGAAUUAUAUGAAGAAACUGGAAUGGAUUUUAGAAAUCGGCUUCAUAUGUUAAAGCCACUAGAAUUCGAUUUACCUAAAAAAUGGAAAUUUUUUUACUUGGACAUUACCAAUACAGAAAUAACUGAAAAUCAAUGUCAAAAUAAAAGUGAUAGAAAUUGUUAUUUUAAACCAUUUCAAAAAAUUGCUAAAUACUUCAUAUCAAUACUUUACACACUAAACAACUGUUUUAAUACCACAAAUUUCCAUUUGAAAUUGUCUAAAGAGCACGAAAGUUUUUUGUUUGAAAAAGACUUAGUAAAAGCUUCUCAGCUCGUUCAAUCUCACAGUAAAGGUAUAUGCUCUAAGGCACUAUUACUCUUUAAACAAAACUACCAAACAUAA
This is a messenger RNA of Cryptosporidium ubiquitum, 618 nucleotides long. RefSeq lists its product as uncharacterized. The transcript has a single exon. Bases 1 to 618 code for a protein of 205 amino acids. The record is from RefSeq and is a predicted model, not a curated record. NCBI's taxonomy places the organism in Eukaryota, Apicomplexa, Conoidasida, Eucoccidiorida, Cryptosporidiidae.